Messenger RNA from Racocetra persica, 248 nucleotides. The record is from the annotation of a GenBank genome assembly. Lineage: Eukaryota; Fungi; Glomeromycota; Glomeromycetes; Diversisporales; Gigasporaceae.
AAAAAGAUCCAUUUUGUCCUUUUGAAAUAUCUACUCAAAGGACGUCAAAUAUUGGUGCUCCCAAAAUGCAUAGUGCAAAACUACAAAAAUCUUAUAGUCUUAUGCAUAUAAUCGAUAAAGAAAAUUUAAAUGAUAAUGAUCUAAUAUCAUUUGACAAUGAAAUAGAAUUAUUAGCAGCUGAACCAGAAACUUUAGUAAUAAAUUUAAUUGAACAAACAGACCCAGUAGCUCCAUCAAUUCAAAAGUGA